This is a messenger RNA of Macadamia integrifolia, 3938 nucleotides long. RefSeq lists its product as uncharacterized. Gene Ontology annotation, molecular function: phosphatidylinositol binding. Bases 443 to 3817 code for a protein of 1124 amino acids. The record is from RefSeq and is a predicted model, not a curated record. Lineage: Eukaryota; Viridiplantae; Streptophyta; Magnoliopsida; Proteales; Proteaceae. The transcript has 5 exons.
AGUCGUGACGACAAUAGAAACAAAUAUACCAAUAGAGUUCUGCAACUGAAGUAGCCUUUUGGAAUUUUCACGAUUUCAAAGUUCAAACCACUCUCGUUCGAAGCGCGAUUUCGAAGGUCAGUUCCCAUUUUCUAUUUUGUUUUGAAUUGUUUUAACAAUAUUUCACUCUGUUUCGAUUUUUCUCAUUUCGAUCAAUAAAGAGAAGAAAUUCUGUCUCAAAUAGCACUCCCUGUUCUCUCAUACCUCCAGAAUUAAAUUCGGCACCGAUUUUGUAAUUGGUGACUAGAUUAAUCAAAUUUCUUGAUGAAUUUUGUUUGGUAUUGGAUGAUCAUAUCGAAGAUAGUUUGUAUGGGAACAACUGUUACUUCUCUGUUUGAUCUUCUAUCUGCAUGUGAGUUCGCUUAGUUGUGGAGGAAGAUCCGAAUUUUAUUUUGAGUGUCAAAUGAUCAAUGGAGAGAAGGACCAAGAGAUUUCCUCCGAUGUCGCCUCUCCAGAUCCGCUUGAAGAGUAUCUGUCCUGGGUAGGGCCUAAAUCCGAUGCUGGCGAUGCCUCACCUGUUUUGUCGGAUUACUCUUCAUGUGGAGAAUCAGAUUUCGAGAGGUAUUGCAGCGCGAAUUCAUUUAUGGGGACAGCAAGUAUGUGUAGCUCCCUCGGAACUUGUAAUGAUUUUCUGGAUUCAGAUUUAGGUUCUGUGAGGAGUUUGGGGUUCGGAGAGGAUCGUGUCUUGGAAAAUGUUGGCUUUGGAGCCAGAUUCCAAAAAAAUUCUGUGGACAGGAGUAGUGCUUCUGUCGAUGGUUAUGAUUAUUCAUCUGAUGGAAGAGUCGAAUUUCACAAAGGAAAAGGUGAGGCUGUGAAUUCUAUUUCUUCCCUGGAAGAUAGGGUGUUGGUGGGGUUUAAUAAACGGUCUAAGUCAUUGCCCAGACAUGAGGAGAAUUCAUCAUUUGGGGCCAUUUUUUCAGAAAGAAAUUUUGGCAAUGGAUCUGAAUCACUCGGAGGUUCAGGUGUCAAUUGUGGCAAGGAUAACGCAGAAGAUUUGAUGUUGAGUGGUCAUACUGACAGAGGAUUAUUGCCUAGCUCAGCUGAACAUAUUUCAUCAAAAGAGAUUGUUACUGUACAGACUGAGAAGAAAGCGUUGCCUCAUUUUGGGGUUGUGAAUGCAUCCAUCGUUUUGCAGUCUGGUGAAGCUUCCCCAUCUUAUGUUGCUUCUUGUGUAGAUAUUAACAAACCAGGCCCCUGUGAUGUGGGUCAGUUGCAUGUGUCGACUUCAGCAUCUGGGGUUUCAGUUGAAGGGAAGGAAGCUGAGAAAUUAACUGAGCCGGAUGAGGAAACCUCAACUAGAUAUGAACAUUCAGAUGAUGAGAGGUCAUCAGUGGAUUAUGGUACGGAUGAUGAACAACGAAUUGGUUCAAGUGAUAGGAUAAAUCUGCGUAAUUAUCAGAAGAGCAAACUCGAUGAUGAGAAUCCAAUGCUCAUUAACUCCACUGUGGCCUUUGGUUCAGAUGAUUGGGAUAGCUUCGAGCAAGAAGCAGCGGAAAACAGUUUAACGGCUGUAUUGUUGGAUGAAACUCAAGAGCUGCAACAGCUUCUAGAAACUGAGAAAGAUCCUCUGACUUCCACUCUUGGGGCCAACAGUGUACCUCCAAUUUUUGGUGGACCUGAGCAAAUAGAAAAUAUGAAACAAAUACCUACAAAUAGUUCUCAUGUCCAGUCUGUCAAUCAAUCGAUAGAAAAUAUAGAAAGCUGUUCAGUCAGCAAUGUCCCUACAUUGCAGGACUUAUCUGUGCAAAAGGCUCCAGCAGGGAUAGAUUUGAACAUUGUGGAUGGUACCACAGAAACGGAGCUUCAGUAUACAAGUGACAAGCAAAAGAGCAGCCUUGAUAAGAGCGAGGUUUCAAAACAUGACUUUUUGGGGAAAUCAAAGUCUCAACUUAAGUUGGAUCCUCUUUCUAGUAUGGCAAUUGGCCAGCUUCAUUCUAUGGCAACAGAAACACCUCAAGAUAAUGUGGCAGGAUAUUUGCAGAAGGAUGUAAAAGAUGCACUACCACCAAUGGUUCAAAAUGAUGAGACCUUUCUAAACAGAAUAUUGACAGAUUCUUCCAUAUCAAAAGAUCCGGGUGAAGAACAUGUGGCAUCGAAUGAGGCUGAGAACCUCAACUCAAAUGAAUUCUAUGACGAGGUUGUCCAUGAAAUGGAGGAGAUUUUGCUAGACUCUGGGGAGUCUCCUGUGGCUAGGUUCAGCAAGGGUAAUUGGGCAUCUGUAUCACAAUCACCUAAGCCUAUUAGAGAUGGUAGCUCAACUGCUUCUACAUCUGGUACUAAUGAUGCAUACCCACAAGUUCAGCAGCCUCUGAAAAUUGAUGGGAUUGAAGUUGUAGGUGCAAAGCAAAAGAAAGGAGAGGUCUCACUGGGUGAGAGACUGGUUGGUGUAAAGGAAUACACAGUUUACAGGUUAAGAGUGUGGAGUGGCAAGGACCAAUGGGAGGUUGAGCGACGAUAUCGUGAUUUUGUUUCUCUUUAUCGUCAGUUGAAAACAUUUUUUUCUGAUAAAGGUCAGGUGCUCCCGUCUCCCUGGUCAGAUGUUGAACGAGAAUCAAGAAAGAUAUUUGGAAAUGCUUCUCCUAAUGUUGUCACUCAGAGAAGUGCUCUUAUCCAAGACUGUUUACGAUCCGUUUGGCACUCUGGGUUUUCAUUCAGCGCAUCGAGUCCUAUUAUUUGGUUUUUAUCCCCUCAAAAUGUGCUCCCUAGUUCUUCUAUGUUAAAUACUUUGGUGCCUCAUUCACCUUCAGCAUACGGUGGAGAAACUUCAACAGAAGGUGCUUCCACUUUGGGAAAGACAAUUUCACUUCUGGUGCAAGUCCUACCUCACAAGUCGAUGAAACAGUUGCUGGAAGCACAGCAUUAUUCUUGUGCAGGAUGCCACAGAUACUUGAAUGAAGGGAAGACACUGUUGAAAGAAUUUGUGGAGACAUUUGGGUGGGGCAAGCCACGACUAUGUGAAUACACGGGUCAAUUGUUUUGUGCUUCAUGCCAUACUAAUGACACUGCCAUUCUGCCAGCUAGAGUCUUGCAUUUCUGGGAUUUUAAUCGGUAUCCAGUUUCACAAUUGGCUAAAUCAUAUCUCAAGUCUAUAUAUGAGCAGCCCAUGCUUUGCGUCAGUGCGGUUAAUCCUUUUCUAUUUUCAAAGGUUCCAACCCUUCUCCAUAUUAUGGGUAUCAGAAAGAAAAUAAGUGCUAUGCUUACAUGUGUUCGCUGCCCAUUUCGGAGGGCUGUCUAUAGAGGACUGGGUUCUCGAAAAUAUCUUGUUGAAAGCAAUGAUUUCUUUGCACUCCGAGACCUUGUUGAUCUAUCCAAAGGGCCAUUUGCAGCACUCCCGGUCAUGGCCGAGAAUGUCUCUAAAAAAAUCUCAGAUCACAUCACUGAGCAGUGCCUCAUAUGCUGUGAUGUUGGUGUUCCUUGUGCUGCUGGACAAGCUUGUGAAGACCCAUCAUCCCUCAUUUUCCCAUUUCAGGAAGCCGAGGUUGAAAAAUGCAGGUCUUGUGAAUCAACUUUCCAUAAAAAUUGCUUCAGAAAGCUUAGAACCUGUCGAUGUGGUGCUGAGGUGGAACAUCAUGGAAGUUCAACAGACGCAAUAAGGUGCAAGCCUGGUGAUGAAGUGGAUGGAGUUUUGGGUUUGUCAGCAAUGAAGUCCAACACCAGUUCAACAAUGCGUUUUCUCACUGGACUGUUCUCAAGAGUGGGAUCAGAGAAGACAUUGUUAGAUCCUGGAGACAAUAAUGCAGUUAUUGUCAUGGGUUCUUUGCCAAGUAAUUAUCUCUAAUCCCUUGUUAACUGUAGUGUACAAGUUGUAUUAUUUGUACUUGGAGAAACCUGAACAGUUGAUUUGUGCACCUUUGGUGUGUUGGGAAAAUAAUGACACUUGUCCGAGAUUAUUUGGGAAA